Molecule: messenger RNA, 2309 nt
Organism: Zingiber officinale
Lineage: Eukaryota; Viridiplantae; Streptophyta; Magnoliopsida; Zingiberales; Zingiberaceae
Product: LEAF RUST 10 DISEASE-RESISTANCE LOCUS RECEPTOR-LIKE PROTEIN KINASE-like 1.2
Exons: 4
Coding region: 219-2177 (652 amino acids)
Biological process (GO): protein phosphorylation
Molecular function (GO): ATP binding; polysaccharide binding; protein kinase activity
Source: RefSeq, a predicted model, not a curated record
CUGCCAAUUUGCAUACCUGUACCACAAUGGGGAAAGAGUCAUCCACCGGAGAGUUGAGACGUUGCAAAGAGUAAAGACUAAUCUUCUUCCGCAGUUGCUAUCUCUAUCUUCUUGCUAGGAGAGCCAGCUCCUCGAUCCGGAUCCUUUCUUCAGUGGCAGGCAGAGAGCGGAGCAGAGCUCGCCCCUGCUCCAAGAUUUAGGGAUUGCGGUCCGCGGCGAUGUGGGAACUAAUCCUGGUGCGUUCUUCUUCUCCAAUGUCGUCCAAAAUCUUGCUGGGGCUCUUGAUCCUCUUUUUGGUGGAAGAAAGAUCGGCGAUUGAGGCCCUUCCUCGGUACGAAGAUUGCGCGCCGCGGACAUGCGGGAAACACUUGGUCCAGUACCCUUUCUCCCUCACUGAGCAAAACCACUCCUUCUGCGGCCCUCCUCCCUUUGCCCUAUCAUGUGCCGGCUCAAUCCUAACUCUUACUUUUUUUCGCUUUUCAUUUAACGUCGUCAACAUCUUCUACAAUAACAAUUCGAUUCAACUUACAUUUGGCGACUACGAUCCCUGCAUAUUACUUCUCUCAGGUACCGUCUUUGAUGUCUACCCUUUUUCCCUUAGCAAUACCAACAGGCAAAUCUACUUUCUCUACAACUGCUCGAUUGAAGGAAUUAAUCUUCGAGACUAUGAAAACCUUACUUGUUCUCGCUUUAAUUCUAUGGGCUUCUAUGGCGGGGAGUUCAUUCAAGAUCACACGAACUUGCCUGAUAGAAAUUGUAAUAAUUAUACUAUUAUGCCGGUGAUGAGCUACUCUAAUUUAAGUGCCAGCAGUGACUAUCAUCCCUUGUUACGCACCGGGUGGUUGUCGAAUUGGAUUGCUCCAGCUUGUGCAGCGUGCAACAAUAGUGGUGGCCGAUGUGGCUACGACAGUUCGAUGGCAAAGUUCAUUUGCAUUUGCCAUGAUGGAAUCGAUACAAGCAGAUGUGGUGGGAAGAAUUCAAGGUGGAAAUUAGCGGCAGGUCUUGCUGGAUCAGCUGGUUUCAUUGCUCUAGCAUGUGCUAUCAUCUUUCUCCUUUGCAAACUCCGAAAAAGCCAAAAUAAAUCUGCAUCCUCCAAGUCUCUCAGUAGAAAUUAUUCCCUGAAGGACACAUCAAUGAGUGAUCAUUUCCAAAUCCAUGUCUUCUCCUUUGAGGAGCUUUUGGAAGCUACUGAUUGCUUUCAUCCAUCGAGAGAACUUGGUGAUGGAGGCUUUGGCACCGUCUAUAAAGGUGAACUCCGAGAUGGUCGAACAGUUGCAAUCAAGCGCCUCUAUGGGAAAAACUACAAGAGGGUCGAGGUCUUCAUGAAUGAGGUGAAGAUUCUCUCCCAUCUUCGUCAUCAAAAUCUAGUCAGCCUAUAUGGCUGCACUUCACAACACAGUCAUGAGCUCCUCCUUGUCUAUGAAUUUAUACCAAAUGGUACCCUUGCCGAUCAUCUGCAUGGGAGCCGCGCUACUGAAAGGAUCCUCACAUGGUCUAUGCGUCUGAACAUAGCCAUUGAGAUAGCUGAUGCUCUUGCAUACUUACAUGCAGUUCCAAUCAUGCAUCGCGAUGUCAAAACUACAAACAUUCUACUAGACUGCAGUUUUCAUGUAAAAGUUGCAGAUUUCGGGCUUUCUCGCCUCUUUCCAACUGAUGCUACACAUGUAUCUACUGCUCCACAAGGCACACCGGGGUAUGUGGACCCAGAGUACCAUCGAUGUUUCCAACUCACUGAUAAGAGUGAUGUCUACAGCUUUGGGGUGGUGCUUGUUGAGCUUAUAUCCUCCAAGCCAGCCAUUGAUAUCGAAAGGGAAAGGAGUGAGAUUAAUUUAGCUAACAUGGCGAUCACCAAGAUUCAGAACCAUGAAAUGGUUAAAUUGGUUGACCCUGAGCUUUGGUACCAAUCUGAUGAGUUAACAAGGAGGAUGAUCACCAUGGUUGCAGAACUGGCAUUCAAGUGUUUGCAACCUGCUGGGGACAUGAGGCCAACCUUUAAGGAGGUUCUUCAGGUGCUAAAAGCGAUCAAGAGUGCGACCAGCAAGUCAGAAAAGAAAGACAUGGAUGCUGUUGUGACUCAAGAUGAUGCUUGUUUAGUACCGAACAUUGAGGUGUGCUCGCCUGAUACUGUUGCUGGCAAGUGGGUGAGUCAAGAUACAACACCUAACAAUAGCAUGUAAAACAAGCUUUAACAGAUGCAUCAUUUGAAAGUAUCAUCAGGUUAAUUGAAGAAAUGUAUAUAUAUCUGUAUGAUGUGGAUCUAAUUUAUACUUUAUGCACAUAUCAGAUAAAGUCUUUUACAUUGCUCCAAA